This is a messenger RNA of Aphanomyces invadans, 2419 nucleotides long. RefSeq lists its product as hypothetical. Lineage: Eukaryota; Oomycota; Saprolegniomycetes; Saprolegniales; Verrucalvaceae. The record is from RefSeq and is a predicted model, not a curated record. The transcript has 5 exons. The coding region runs from base 18 to 1778 and encodes 586 amino acids.
UUCACGGCCAAGGACGGAUGGGGAAUGCCCGCAGCACUGGCAGAGAGCGACGCAAAGCGCCGAUCCAGGACAACUACACCAGCUUAGAUGACUUGAUGAAAGACAUUCGCAAGUUGAAUGUGUCCGCCAACUUGAUCCUCGGCUACGACUUUUCCCAGUCGAACAUGCAUGGCAGCUCCCUCCACGACGUGUACGACCAUCACCCGAACCAGUACCAGUUGGCCACGAAUCACAUCGAGUUCGCCACGCGGAACAUCAUCAACAAGAACAACAUCACCGCGUACGGGUUUGGCGACGUCACGACGGGCGAUCGCAACGUGUUUGAGUUCGUGUCCCAAAACCGACAUCAGACUACAAUUCCUGGCCAAACACUGGACACGAUCAUGGCGCGGUAUGCCGCGCUGGCUCCCCAUGUGCGCCUGGGCGAGCUGUCGUCGUACGCGCCGAUCAUUCUCCAAGCUGUGGAAACCGUGAUCGCCAACAACUUUACCUACCACAUCCUUGUGAUCAUCGCGACCGGUCAAGUUACAUCGCCUCACGAACAAGCCCACGGCCACUUUAGCAAGCAAGAGCAAGACACCAUCAAUGCAAUUCAGUACGCAAGUACGUUCCCUCUUAGCAUCGUCGUGGUCGGCGUUGGCGGCGGUCCGUGGGAUUCCAUGCAUUACUUUGACGACGGCAUGACCGACAAGCACUUCGACAACGUCCAAUUCGUCGAGUUCGACAAGGUCACCCGAGGCGUCGAUGACGUGACGAAGCGGCGGGAGACGUUCGCGCUGCACUUGCUCAUGGAACUUCCAAAGCAGUACAAAAUCAUCCAAAAGGAAAACCUGCACAAGGAGCGGCGGCAGAAGCAUCGGCUGUCAAAACUGCGCGACGACCGACCAGCCAAACCAAUGGUUCUCCUUCCUCCAGGGCCUUCCCAUCGAUCGCCGCCUCGAGGCGGUAACAAUAAUGCCCCCCACAUGAACGCUCCCGUGCACUACAACAAGGCACUCGGGCACGGCAACCAGUUCCACCAUCUCAUAGACAAUACCCAUCCAUCCACCCACAUGGACCAGCCAACUGUACCCAACUUCGCCCAACCUCCUCCUGGCCAUGCCACGCAAUACGCCCCGGCCUCUGCACCGCUCUAUGGUCGCCCAAGCCCUGCCCCAGGCAGUUCAAUGGACCAUCCUUGGAACAACGCGCCGAGCCCAUAUCAAGCCAACGCGCCCGCCGACCAAAAACCGCUGUUUUACCCGUCCGUCAGCGACAUCCCUGGAGCUUACCCAAGCAAUCCGUAUGGGCCAAGUCCGAAUGGUUUUCAAAAUGGAGGGUUUCCCCCUCCACCUCCCGACCACCAUGCGUACAAGCAAGGAAAUGUCCACGAGCAACGCACCCACCAAACUGCCAACGUGUACCACGCCUAUCCCGUUGGACACAACGCAGCGGCCCCUGGAGGCUACGGUAACCCGGGAGUCCCUGCCAACUUGGCCUACGCCAAUCGCACUGGGCACGGUCGACGAAACGAACCAGCUCCGGCCAACAACUAUCAAGGUGGGUGGAUUGUGAAGGAGAGUCGGUCUGUGCUACAAACCGACCGCAAUUGCGUGCUCUUCCGUAGGCAUCGCCGGGUUUGCUCGAGACAACUUGAACAACUUGUUUCCAUCGUCGAAAGAACCUGCCGAUCCGAACCGAUUCAGCGACGGUGGUGGCAACCAACAGCGGUACUCGGAACCAUCCAUGCAUGCGAGUUACCCCAACGAGGCCCACAACGCGUACGGUGCCGGCAUUAACAGCAGAGCACCCUCCACGUACGCGCCGUCCCGCCAGUCCAGCAUGGCGUCGUCGCCCACGCAUUCCUGUCGAUCGUCGUUAUACUAUUAGCAGCGCUCUCGUGCGGUGACAUGGCCGAGCUGAUCUCGUGGCCAUCGUGGGUGCGGAGAGCCAGACACGGUUGGAACCUUUGAUUUGAACGUGGAGCACCAUGAACACCAAGCACUUUGACCCUGCCCUUCCACCAUCGACCAACGUUUUGACGCUAAAAUUUACUUGCAAAUCUGGCCAACUCCCAUCAACCCAUGGGCAUCGCACCAUGUCAUGGUGGACGAGGAAAAGCACCGAGACUUCGUCGUUUUGAUGAAGCACGCCCUUGAUGCACCAUAGAAAGAGUCCGGGCGAUGGACGCAACUCGCGAAAAACGGGUCGGGGCAACUACGUCGGCUUGGUGAUGGGAUUCCGAGUCGAGAACUACCACUGGUCUGUGCCUUGGGCCUCACGCCCAAGUCCGAUGUCGCACCUCCUCACUGUCUAUUCUGCAUGCACCUGGUGAUAUAGGGAGUUGAAAGUGUUUUCAGAAUGGUACGGAGUUUGAAAAAACAGAAAAAAUAUCUUGGUACAGUGCGCAAAAUAUAUAUAUGCGCACAUGAAAAUCUUG